CGGGUCUCCGCCUGUAGGAUGCUGCGCCUGCGGCAGCUGCGCGAGGCGGCCCUGAGGCGGCUGCUCGCGCCCGCCGGGGGCGCCGCCGCCAAGCCCAAGGCCUCCGAGGUGCUGAGCCGCCACCUGCGGCAGCGGGGCCUGCCCCACUGGACCUCGUACUGCGUGAAGUACAGCGCCGUGCGCAACGACCAGUUCGGCCUCUCGCACUUCAACUGGCAGGUGGACGGCGCCAACUACCACGUCCUGCGCACGGGCUGCUUCCCCUUCAUCAAGUACCACUGCUCGCGGGCCCCGCGCCGCGACCUGGCGCUGCAGAACGCCGCCUUCACCGCCCUCAAGCUCCUCAACGCGGGCAUCCCAACUUUAUUAUAUGGAAUUGGCUCCUGGUUUCUUGUUAGUGUCACAGAGACUGUUCACACAAGUUGUGGCCCAGUUACUAUUUAUUUUCUGAAUAAAGAAGAUGAAGGUGCCAUGUACUGAAAUUGUGCAUUCAAGCACUCUCAUUUGGUGGGUUUUCACAGCUUUACAAAAAAUGUUCCUGUUUCAGCAGAGGCAUGAGAUGAAUGUUGGCGUCAAUGAAGAUAAGAUAGCAGCAGCUUUGGAAAAUGAAUGUACUUUUCUACUGUCCUCAAAAGCGUUAGCUCUAAAGACAGUGAUUGAAAUGCUUAUUGCUGAGAAGAAACUUCUGGUUAUUUAAAAAAAAAAAUCGGAUCGGUUAUGAUGUUUGUCAUGUAAUCUGAAGGCAAGGAACACAUUCUCCAAAAGCAUUACACAUAAUUGUAAAUUAUGAGAGUUUUAGACUCCGUGCCUAGGUGUUCAACAAUAUAUAAAUUGUCCUAGUACCUAAUCCGAGUCUUAAGGAAUCUGUAAUAGCACCCUUCUUUUAUCCAGAUGUAUUGAAAUGCUCUUUUAACCUCCACCCCACAAAUUAAAAUCCACAUUAACGGAAUAUGUAGUAUGUGUCAACUGAACAUUCACAUCUAAACAUAUUUUAAAAGAAAACAUCUGAAAACUGGUUCCACCUUUUUCUUUCAAUAUCUGAAUUCACAAUUCUGUUUUCUCUUUGGCUAUAGUUGAUUUAAUCUCUCACAUCUAAAGCAGUCUAAAAGAAGCAGUUCCCCACACUGCUUUACAGGUCUGAGGGCAUUGAUCCCCUUAACAGUGUUUAUUGUGAACAGAGCAAGAGUUGCUAAACACCGCUUUAUCCUCGACAUACGCUCUUGCAAAAUUUUGUAAACCGCUUAGCACGUGGUUGACAAGCCUCUGAAAAGUGGCUCCUGCAUUAAUUAACCCAAAUUGUAACACUUAGAAUUCAUAGUGUCCCAUAUCAGUAAUAAAAGCAGAUAUUUUCUCUGUGCAUUUUUUUCUAAAGGGAUCCACCAAUAAUCUUUUGCGAGAUCAAACAUGCUAAGACAUCUAGGUUUGCUCAAAAUAUCAAACAUAUCAAUUCUGGGCAUAAAAUAAACAUCUGAAACACUUACAGCAUUGAGUUUCCUAUAGUCGACACAAAACCUUACAGUUUUAUCUUGCUAGCACAAUGGAUGAGGUUUGGCCUGAGAGAGCCUUGAGGAGUUUGCUGGUGAGGAAGAUAGACUGGUAUGGCUGGGGUCUGACAGGUCUGAUCAUCAGCAAAAUUCACUCUUGCUGAGGGCAAGGGGUGGCACACAGUGGCUCACAGCUCUAGGUAUCCCCAGCAGCAUGUUACAACAUGCAAAAGACUUUUUAAAGGAUAAAAUCAGUAAUAUGACCAAUAUAAUUAACUGAUGCAAAAUACAACAUACAUAUUCUUAUUGAAAAUUAUUUGUAAGCAGUGAACUGUUCCAUGCUUUAUGAAAGAAGUGUGUCUCCUUGUCUAAAAGCAACACUAAAUAAAACUUUAGUCAAAGGAGCACUUACUCCAGUAUAUUUAGUACUGAAGAAUAUUCUUGACACAAGUUGAAUAAAUAGCUUUCACAGAAGAAGAGACAGUGUUACAUUAAGCUUCAUUAAUAAUAAAACUCACUAUUAGCAUUUUGCUAGAAUCGCUAGAACUGAUUUCCUUUGUAAUGAGCAAAAGUUAAAUAACUACAGCUCAUAAGUUUGAAGUCAAAUACUGCUCAUUCAUUGCUACUGAUCUUGUCAAUACUUUGCGGUAAAGGUUUGGUCUCAACAGGAGGCUGAUGAAAUGGUUUUUAAUUACCAGACUAUAAAUACAGCUUUUCAUUGGAGUUGCACCUCCAUUCACUGCAGCUUGUUUGAUUUCUGAUAAUGUGUACUGCUGACUUUGCUUACCUGUUUUUCAAUAAAUGCAGGCAACGUGACUCCUUGUCCAUACAGUGAUGGGCAAGUCUCCUUAGAGAACAUCUUUGACAAACUACCCUAUUGAUCACUGCAAUUCUGUGCUGCUAGCAGCAUUAAAUAGAGACUUGAUUUCUUGUUCAAUGCUCUCACUGUGUAACAAUUAAGCAAAUGUAAUAUUUUCUUGUAUUACAUGAAAAUCAAUAGACCUCUUGCUCUUGUGGAGUUGAUCAUGGUGAAGGAUGAACUGGAAGAUGGCUGAGGGCAAAGUUCAAAUAUAAUAUCAUUCAUUGGAUUCAUUAAGACUUGUUGUGUAAGAGCUGUUGGAGUACUUAGAGGAAAAUAUGCUAUUCAUAAAGGGUAGUGCUUUCGUUUACACAAAAUGUUUGAGACAUUUAUUAAGUAAUGGUGAAUAACUAUUUUAAUUGGCUUUAAUCAAAAGUGAAAGAUUAAAUCUGUCUCUCAUUCUCUUUCUUUGCAUAAAUUCUCUUUCUUUAUUUGUGGGGUUCUUUUGGUCAGUCUAUGACCAAGAUUUAUUCUUUAAUCAUGGUCUGAGUUAAAAAUGAAAACACUGUUGAGGGACAAGCUAUGUCCCAAGAGUGCUCCCCAUCUGGAAAGGCUGGUGACCUUGGUGAUGACUUUGGGUAUGGUUCCGAAGCUCUCUUGUGCAGUCCUGCCCAUGAAAUGAUCUUUAUUAAGAGACUAGAAAUCAUAGAAACGGCAGGUCAGGAUGGAUGGAUAAUACUGAAUUCUAUGACAUCUUGGCAUUGGCAUCUUAUCAAACCUUUGCUUCAUUUGAUGGAAAACCAUCAAUUUAGAUACUUGUCUAGUUCCCAUCACCAUCAGUUCUGGUUCUUGAAUCUAAGUCAGCUCCUACAUAGACAAUCAUCUGAGAAGGAACCAGGGAGUUAUAUUGUAAGGCUAUUGCAAACCCAUGUGCCUGAAACAUGGGGAAGAACCUCUGGGUUGUUUCCUAUAAGGGACCUUUGUAGUCCAUAGGGCUAACUUGCCUUUAUUAUAUUCACUGCCUUGCCUUCUUGUAUAGAACUAUAUAGUGAUUUUAAUAUUUGGCCUGUUAACCCUCAAAGUGAUAACUGGGAAUUCUUAAGUAAUCAAUAUAAUUAAUACAUAAUCUAUAGAUCGGGUUACAUCUUAGGGACAAGGUUCUGAUGAGUGUGUCAUCUAAAAGUGGGCAUAGAUGAAUUCUUAGACUCUAGCUUGGUUGCUAUCACUACCUAUCCCUUUGGGAAUAUUCUGGUGUAGUAAACAGACUGGAAGAUGUGUUGUAUUGGUGUUGAAGACAGGUGAAUUCAUGAAAUUGCUCAUGACAGAGCCUGAUGGAAACAUGCAGAGCAGCUUUUUUCAGGUCACUGAUUUCAGAAGCUCUACUGAGAGUGAAAUCUAGAGUCUCCACUCAGAAUUUUGUCUUCCUCAUCUAGCUGUUUGAGCAAUUGAGGUCUAAAAUGGCCCUAAGUCCUCCAAACCAUUUUUCCUUACUAUAGUGUGGUGAACGGCUCUUGUCUUGAAAGACCAGUGAAAUCUCUUUCAGGAUAAUUUGAAGUUUCUUGGCAUCUCCUGAUAUUGGAUAGGGCAUGAAGAAAGGAUGUAGAUUAGCCUGCCAGUCCAGAGAAUAUCCAAGGUGCACUGUUUCCAGGAUUCAUCUGUCUAAAGUUGACUGGGUCCAUAUGCAUGAGAAGGGCAAUAUUGAUAUUGGUAUUAUGGCGGGCCAAUGGGUUGGGAAUGCUAUCUACUAUGGAACUGAUCCAAAACUCAUUGAAGCAAAUGGGUGUCUGUUGAUUUCAAUAGGCUAAAGACCUGCCCUGGAGAGCUAGAGGGCUCUGAUCUAAUUAACAUGGCGAAUAUGGCUGCUGCAUUCCUUCCUUCCCAUGCGGUGGUGUUGGGCACUUGCUUGCUGUCCUGAAGGGUGCUCCAAUGUUGAGUUCAAUUUGCCUCCUCUCCUUUUCAAUGUAUUUAUGGGCCUGUGGGAAGGUCAGUGAGGAGGCACAGUGCUGUUGUGCUUUUAGUAUGCUGAUGACACAGAGUACUACAUCUCACCCAACCCAGUAAGUGCAGUCAAAUGUUCUACCUAGUGUGUUGUUGAGAUUUGAGCAUAGAUAUUAGCUGGUUGAAACCCAGUCCAGAUAAGACAGAGGGGACGAUGGUAAAUUGGAGGCAGCACCUAGAAGAUGUGGUGAGUAUUAUAGCUGACCCUCUUAAUAAGAGUGAGUGACCUCCAUUUAUUAGUUUGCAGUUUGGGGAUAUUAGAAGAUCCGAAGUUGCUGUUAGAAAGGCAUGCAGCAGUAGCUUGUAGGAAGGCCUUUUUAUGUGGCUCUGGCUAGGGUUUGACUUAAUCUUUGGUUAAUUAAUUUUUGAUUUGGGAGCAAGGUGGAGAUGCUUUAAUUUUUUAUGCGACUGUUUUUAAUUGACAGGCUACUUUUUGUACCUCCUAAAUUAUAUGUGUACAGGCAUACAUAUGUUUAUAUAUCAAUACUUUGUCACAGAUGAUUAAAAUACAAAAUUACCCUUCA
Messenger RNA from Trachemys scripta elegans, 4805 nucleotides. It is a transcript of the gene C10H15orf61, whose product is annotated as chromosome 10 C15orf61 homolog. The record is from RefSeq and is a predicted model, not a curated record. Lineage: Eukaryota; Metazoa; Chordata; Testudines; Emydidae. Bases 19 to 480 code for a protein of 153 amino acids. The transcript is spliced from 3 exons.